This is a messenger RNA of Ruditapes philippinarum (Manila clam), 1268 nucleotides long. Its product is annotated as pyrimidodiazepine synthase-like. Lineage: Eukaryota; Metazoa; Mollusca; Bivalvia; Venerida; Veneridae. Gene Ontology annotation, molecular function: glutathione transferase activity; glutathione dehydrogenase (ascorbate) activity. The transcript is spliced from 5 exons. The record is from RefSeq and is a predicted model, not a curated record. Gene Ontology annotation, cellular component: cytoplasm. Gene Ontology annotation, biological process: glutathione metabolic process. Bases 152 to 880 code for a protein of 242 amino acids.
CAUAAAAAUCCGCUAUAAAUAGAAGGAGUGAUCCGUUAACCAACACAAUAACUAAACAAAAAUUGUUCUAUUUAAUGUACCCAAAAGCGACCAGAGAAUGAAAAACUUAACUUUAAAUUAACAGGAAUGAUACUCGGAUUUUUAUGUAAACAUGUCUACUGAAAGAGCUCUCGGGUCAGGAAGUAAGUAUCCGCCCAAGGUACCUGGUGUUUUACGUUUGUAUGGCAUGAGAUUCUGCCCCUAUGUGAAGAGAACGCGACUUGUCCUGGAACAUAAAAAUAUUCCGUACGAAACUGUCAACAUUAAUCUCAUUGAUAAACCGGACUGGUACCUGCAAAAGAUCAAUUGUCUAGGACUGGUUCCAUCCAUAGAGACUGAUGAUGACGUCAUAUUUGACUCGGUUAUUGUUAAUGAGUACAUUGACUCCGUAUAUCCUGGUGAAAAACUGAUUCCCAAUGAUGGACGUCGAGCGGCAAAAGACAAAAUGCUUCUUGAAAUAUGGUCCAAGGUUGUGACACAGUAUUAUAAAUUGUUUUAUCCAAGUGGUGAAACAAAUGAAGUUGUUCCCAAUAUGUUAUCGGCAUUAGAUCGUAUCGAAAAUGAACUAGCAAGGAGAGAUACUAAAUUCUUUGGAGGAGACAAACCUAUGAUGAUUGACUUCAAUAUGUGGCCACACAUGGAACGCAUAGUUCAUUUUGACGUGCUGGUUCCAGGUUUCACCCUGGACGCUUCAAGAUUUAAACGUUUGACGUCAUGGAUUGAUGAAAUGAACCGAGUACCAGCUGUUAAGAAAACAAAAUUGAAUUUAGACAGUUUUAAGAUGUUCAUGGUAACAAUUAAAAAUGGGAAAAUGGAUUGUGACGCGGGUCUUGAAGAAUAGACUAUUAUAAUCAAAACGUCACAUAAUACAUAUUCGUGAAUUUUCGUUUUAAAGACUGGAGUAUAGACUGUAAAUGUUUAAAAUCGUAAGCUUUGGCUUAUAGGCUUGUAGCCAAAGGUAUUCUGAGAAUAAAAAUGAUUGUAAGUUUAUGUGACAAAUAUGGAGAGAAAAGAAAUGCUGAUUUUCAUAUGUAAAAAUAUUUCUUUCAUAGAGGUAUUUUUAAAUUAUUUUUUUACAAAAUUCAAACACUCAAAAAUGUGUUAACGAUAAUAUAGGCAGCAUAUAUAUAGCUUUAAACAUAUUACAUUUUCAUUUAAACUUAUUUUAAAUUCAUACAGCACUCAAUACUACAGAUAUUAUAUGCAAAUUUGGUAUUUUUCUUAAAUUU